UCAUUGUGGGCCGCCAGUUCGGAUCGGUAGAAUUAGACCAAGGUCGGGCUGAUGGAAUAAUCAUCUUGGCGCAUCUUGGUGGUAUAUAAGAUUCGUUCCGGUUGCAUCCGUUCGAAUAGUUGCAUUUUGUAUUUUCCUAAGUGCAUAAAUCAAAAAGGACUAAAUCUUCCAUCAUGCUCGUCAAAUGCACUUGGCUUCUGCUCCUCGUCCUGUCCUUAGUGGCGGGAGCCUUUGCCAGCAGUGGAUGUCCUGCGGGAUAUAAUGCUGAGGACAGUCACUGCACCAUCCAACGUCCCAUUCACGGAUCCUGCCCCCCCGGAUCCUCCUAUAGCCUCAAUAACAAGUGUGUCCACUCGUAGGGAUCUCAUCGAAAUAAAUGUCUAUUUUCAAUGUUAAAAUCAAUGUGCAAUCAAAUAUAAACUAAUCGAUCUGCAGCU
This is a messenger RNA of Drosophila gunungcola (fruit fly), 437 nucleotides long. RefSeq lists its product as uncharacterized. The record is from RefSeq and is a predicted model, not a curated record. NCBI's taxonomy places the organism in Eukaryota, Metazoa, Arthropoda, Insecta, Diptera, Drosophilidae.